AUGUCAGAAAAGAACAGCAAUGGCGCUAUGGUGGACAACAGUAAAUCCUUCGCGAGACCUGAAGACAGCCGCGCUGCUCUGGUCGAGCCGAUGGCGAUAGAGGAGCACGAGGUAGUCGUCGAGGAUGACCGAGAGAAAUGGGGUAAAAAAUUGGACUUCAUGCUCUCGUGCGUUGGUUACGCGGUGGGGCUGGGCAAUGUUUGGAGGUUUCCAUACUUGUGCUACGAAAAUGGUGGAGGUACGUGAUAUAGCGUACAUUCUUUGCGUAAAGUGUUGAUAAGUUACCCCGCACAAUGUUUGAACUUGUUCCCUAACUCAAGGGUCUUCCUUUGAUCACAGGCUGUUUGGCUUUCAGAAUGUUUCACGUCGAUUUCAAGCCGAAACGCUUAGAUUAACAAUUAACAAGGCUUACGAUUUGAACGCGUCAUUUUGUGGGAUCCCUCUAUUUCCUAAUCUAAUUUGCAUAAAUGCCCAGUAGUGUGUUAGAAAUAGCCGUUCGUCAGUUUGAGCGUUCUUUGCGACUAAAGGAACGAGCAGAAUAAAAAUGCAGCCGGAUUUGCAAUAUACUUUGUCGUUGGAUGAUUCUCCUUUGUAAGCGAAAGUAUCCUAAAAUUCUACAUCAAUCUCUGCGCCGCUUCUACCGGUGAUCUUUGUAUGUGUAAAUUAAAUAAACAGUAGGAACUCAGAAAGCCGGGACUCCAUGGAAGUAUCAAUUGCAAAACCGAAAUCGCUCACAGUUUUGUAGAUCUGUUAGUAGUUUUAGCAGAUCAAUUUGCGUGUCAUUUUCCUUGAGUUGUCGAUUAAUUAUGCGCAAGGUUGGGCUGUUAUCAUCGAGACCAGUCUAGAAAAAAAAAGCAUCAACGUAGAAGUAACUUUGAUCAUGUUAUAAUAGCUGAACGAAUUCAGACAGCAUGUAGCGACGUGUCGACAUUUUCUCAGAGAUGCUUUUUGUUUUCGGGUUUUCGCGCCCUUGGCGCAUCACUAAGUCGACGUGGAAACAGCAAAACCGCUACGCGUGAUUUGUUGAUAAGUGGGCGUCUAGUGAACUUCAAUAACAAUCUUUACAUUGUAAUUGUCUUUUGCCCAUCAAAGGGUUACAAAUUAAUGCAACAGUCAUUGAGACAAUCAAGGUGAUUCGAGAGACUUCCUUCCACUUUCAUUUUCUCCCAUUGAAAUGUGUUCUUUUGUUGAAAUACAAAGCCAUAAGGCAGGCGUCUAACCCUCUUUCAGACAGUUGGAAGCAACUUGAUACUUGAAACAAAUUCGUGACUGCCGGGUCAUCAUCGAAACCCGAAUAAUUUCUUAAGUUACUCGAAAACUGAAAGACAUCAACUUGUUUAACUAAUUGGUUUCUUCGCACGAUGGCAAGGUCCCUGAACAAAUUUUAUGAACGAUGGGCUCGAGCCACCCUCUCUCCUGCCUACCCCUCUCACUCUCACCGACUUGGUUUCAUCGCCAUCCUAUAGCAAGCUACUUCAUCCCCGCGAAAAUUUACACGGUAGUACGAAAGUUUUAAAAGCCAUGAUAAUACUGAAAGAUAAAAGUUACAUCAAGAUGGAUAUUUAUCGCCAAACUAAGUCAACAAAGAAGCGGAACUCUCAAUUGUUUACAAGUGGACGGGAGCGUUACUCAGGUCCUUGUCACACACCCCCAGAAAUCUACCAAUCACAAAUUUUUCUAUUAAGAGAUUGAAUGAUUUGCACUUCAUAUGAAAGUGCUUCUUUUGCUUAUAAAUGAACGACCCAUAAUUGCAAACAGAAAGCAAAAAAAAAAAAAAGAGAGACAGAAAUCAAACUCUGCUGAAAAGAAAUAUUUGCAGCACCAAAAAAUAGACAUGGUGGAAUUCAUAAAAUUUAUUGUAACCUUGUGUGUCACACUUCUCUGAAAUGAGAAACAAAAUAUAGGUCAAUGAUACUGAUACUCACCUAUUAUAUUCGCGUAUGACACGAGUCAGGUGUUAUAUUUCUCUUUAAGACCCUGCUUGAACUGCACACCGGCGAAUGCCUAUGGCAUCCGCUAAAAUUCUUUAACUUGUUUCCAGAUCUUUGUUAAUGUAUCUAGUGAGGAGUUCCGUUGGAUUACUAGAAAUGCCUCGAAACUGAAAAUUUUCCUCUGCGAUUGACCGCGAAUUUGCAACCAGUUUGGCCGCGAGUUUUGAUGUUUUCAAGAUGGUUUUUCCGUUUCAUCCCGAUUGAGAUUGACCUUUAGGAGCUCAAAAUGAAAAUAAAAAUUUGUUUAUCCGUCAACGUGUGUUCAUGGGAAUAUGAAUCACGCAAGAGGAGUGGUGAGCACAAGGAAAGGGUAAGAGUUGCUCGAGGCAUUGCUCGAGGCGUAGGUCUUCAUUUUCCACUUUCGAAAUCGGGUAAGUUAUUCAACAGCUCUUAUUUCAACAGAGCUUGUGUUGGUCAAAAGACAAUUCAUUUAACAUUCAUGUCGCGCUGUCUUUCUCAAAGUUGUCAAUUUGUUUCUGAGAAAACCGUUGCGUUGACAAUAUUUACAAGCGAUUGUCUCAUCCGUCAGCUGUGUUCAUAGAGAUAUUCAUGAAGCUAGACUUGCCCGCGGCUACGCCUCGAGCAACUCCAAGCCUGGUUUUCAUUUAUGGGGAAAAUCCCAUUUUACUGUUUCCCGAAAAUUCCAGAAUUUGUCGAUAUAUCGAGAGAACUACAGAUUUCUCCCCAGGCCAUUUUUACUUUAAACUCGGGUUACUGUGUUUUUUGUCGCACUUUGCAAUACCUGUCGGACUUCGAAGAAGCGUUCCCGACUUUCUCGAUUUCUCAUCAACCAUCCCACAAAGUCCGAAAUCCCUACGAUUGCGAGUUUAUCGGAAAAUCUGGGACGGUUGUGAAAAAUUUGGUGUUACGAUUGAAUUUAAGUUUAUUAAUAUCGUGACGACAUAUGUUGAUGAAAAAUCUAAAGAUGCGAAUUGGCCCUUUGGAGAAGUCCAUUUAGACUUUCGAAUCUGAAGUGUUUCGUAAGUAUCUUUGCUCGAGGUGUUAGAAUCAUCCUCUUUGUCGUGAAAAUAGCUAGGCUUUCAAUUGAACGCAGAGAAGGAAUUUUUCAACGUCUUGCUUGGCUCAAAAUUCGUUGAUUAUAGCAACAUAAUAUGUUGCUAUAACCGACGGCAGUUUGCAGCCUUUCCCUACAUCUAGGUAGUUCGGAAAGCCGCAAAACUCAAGAACAAAAAUUUAUAUUUCAAAUCGGUAGGUAGCAUAUAGCAGCUUGCGGCCUUUCCUUACAUCUAGGCAGUUUGAAAAGCCUCAAAACUCUAGAACAAAAAUUUAUCUUUCAAAUCGGCACUCUUAUUCCCCACGGUAUCAACGGGUGCUUUUCAUUCAACUAAUUUAUUCUUAUUUUCUCGCCACCAUAUUCUCACCGAUAGCGUAGCUUCAAUUUCUGCAUAUAAAUAUACACACAACCCACAAUUCCUCCAUUCGCUCUGAGGAAGGGCUAAUGCUCGAAAAGUCAGCUUUGAAACCAUUUACGAUGGCCAAUUUUUGUUAUUAACUCAGUUGAUAAUACUAAAUUACCCAGCUUACUCCCAGUAUACAAUCACCCCUCUACAGAAACAAUUAAGACCGACUGUCUUUACCCGCUUCCUGAUCAAGGCUGUGGGUUUUAACCCAGCAUCUUAAGAAGCAAACUGAAGAUAUCGAUUGGCAAGUAGUCGACGCGCUGGGGUCUGUAUCAAGACUACGUUCCGACACUCGCUAGGUCACUGUGACGUAUUUGUUUCACACAGUUCGUCUCCUCAGCACUUGAAUAGAUUGCAGACUUUUACUACAUUACCACGAAUACACUUUCGCAAUAAAUAAGAUGAUAAUAAUAAUAAUAAUAAUAAUAAUAAUAAUAAAUCAAAUUAAGCAGUUGACAUUCCACGAGAUAGCUCUUCUUCUCUUCUUUUUUCCUGGUCGAAUUGGAAUCUGGUUUUUGUGGAGGGAGUAAAACACCCUCGGAGCAAGGACGGGAACCAGCAACAAUCUUAACCCACACGAGACACUAGGUCCGGGAAUCGACCCGGGCCACAGUGGUGGGAUGUGAGCGCUCUCACCACUGUACCUGCUACUGCGCCAUCCCUGUUUCUCCUACUAGAACAAACACAAAGGCAGUAUCAAGUAAGGAGCUCAUUAACGAGUAAUGGGCUCUAAUUAGGAGUUAAUUCCGCAGGGAAAUGUUCUUAAAGAUUUCGCCUUUUUCCCAACUUAAAAGAAAUAUUUCGUAUUGAUUUGACAGCAACUUUCCUGAUACCAUACUUUGUGAUGCUUGCAAUCAAUGGGAUCCCUUUGUUUUAUAUGGAACUGGCAAUCGGUCAAUACCUGAGUCUUGGAACUGUUGGAGCCUGGACAGCUCUCUGCCCUAUGGCCAGAGGUGAGCCUUUUGGUUAUACUGCAGUUAAUAUUUUUAUUAUAAAACUCGAAAUAACUCAGAUAAUUUCUUUACAGAGUUAUUUAAUAUGCUCAAGAUACAAAAAUGUUCGAGCUUCCAAUUGAAAGCAAAGAUUAAGCUGAAAGACAAUAAGUUAGAUAUAAAACUUAGACCAUUUUGCUUGGGUUUUGUUCUCAUAGGAAUUGGAUUUGGAAUGAUCAUGGUUUCCUUUCUGGUGUCCAUUUAUUACAACAUGAUCAUCGCCUGGUGCCUUCUCUACAUGUUUCAGUCCUUCAGAAAAGACGUACCUUGGAGAACAUGUGGCAAUACAUGGAACACUCCUCUUUGUCAGUAAGUAGGAAAGUAACACCAAGAAUUAAUAUUGGUCUUUUCUGUUUGUUUGUUCUUAUUGUUUUUCGUUUCUGUGGGUGUUUGAUUUUCGUUGUCAUGAUUGAUACCUGCCAUAAAAAAGUGAGCUUGCAUAUUAUACCGACUCAAAUCGCUUGAGCAGUUGUUAUCCGUGCUUUAUUCUGGAUAACAUAUUCAUCUAAUUUUGAAAACUUGUUUGCCCAUCUUUUGUUUUCAUCCUGACAGAGCAACGGGAAGAAAUAUCUCAUUGAACUGCACAGGUCUAGGCCUCGCCGCUGACUGCAAGAGUACCAGCCCAUCUGAAGAAUUCUUUAAGUAAGAGACAUUACCCGAGUAAAUUUUAUAUCCCAUUGUUUCAAAGAUCAUCAGCACUUUCCCUGAUGACGUAUUCCGCUCAGGUUGUCGAAAAAAAUUCGACGACACCGCAACAGAAUUACAGGAUUAUGCUCACUCAGGGGUACAUGCACGUUUAGGUUUGCGUAUCGGCGGAUUUGUGCUAAAAAAAAUCUUUCAAUAUUUCGGGGUCGAGAGAAAUAUAAAAAACCUUUCCGUCUGCCUAAAAAUCAGUUUUUAAAGGUAUAACGCUCUCUUUGACAGGGAAAGAAGACUUUAGAUAAAAUCCAAAGGCUGUAAAUGAAAAGCACAUCCCUCUAAUCUGAGGGAUCAAAAUACUUUAUUUUUAUAACAGGUUUUCGGUAUUCCGUUUCCUAUUUUUAUUUUCUCGGAAUACGGAGGUCAUUCCCUUAAAAUUCGAGGAUGUUUUCCGCAGUCCAUAGUAUUUUCAAGGAUGCCCGAGGGAUUAGCUUUUUCUGAGAUCCUGCUCCAUAUUCUAGCUCAAAAAUAAUGCGCCGAUCAGUUCGAAGCAACAUUCCCCCUUCCCCCACUCCUGACAUUUGAACUUUUGAACAUUGGCUCGUUCGAAUUUCCGCCCUCCCUUUAACCCCCACUCAACCCGGGGCCGAAAUUGCGCUCAUAUGCCCCACCCAAUAUUUAAUGACUCUUUGUGUGAUCAACAAGUGUUGUACAACUUAGAAAAGUCACGAAUCAGUUUUCGGUACUGCCGUUGGGUUUUCCACUUGUACGCAUCUUUCUUCGAUGUAAAAAUUCUUCCUAAGCCAUAAUCUUACGAAAUCAGACUCUUUACCUUUAAACGCCUCCAUUAAAUCACGUGUAUACGCUGGAAGGACUUGAACCUUCCUACCCCACCCAUGAAAAGCUCAAAUUCCCCACCUAUCGGGCAUAGACAACGGUCAAAUGCCCGUGGGUUGCCCAAGGGGGUAUGUGGGGAUGUGGAUGGGAUCAGAUUCGAACUGAUCCGCCCAUAACUCUUGUACAAUAUAGAUAUCAACAUGACAAAGCAGAACAUAAGAAUUACCGUGAUCAAUUUUCCGGUACGGAUUUGUUGACGACUUUUUUUUCCUUUUCCUUUUUUUUUCCUUUUUCCUUUUUUCCUCUAGCAAUAACAUCCUGAAGAUAUCCGAAGGCUUGUCUGACAUCGGGGAUGUGAGUUGGCAAAUCGUCUUGUGUUUGAUCCUUGCUUGGGUCAUAAUCUACCUUUGCCUUAUAAAGGGAGUGAUAUCCUCUGGAAAAGUAAGUAAAAACUAAACAUUGUUUGGGGAAAAAAAAGAAGAAAACGUGAAAGAAAGAGACAAAAUUCAGCAUGUUAGAAGCGUGACUAUUGUUAACAGACAUAUGUUAUUGUUAAGAAUGUAGAAAAUUGGCGGUAAAGUUAAAGGUCGGCCUGAAAAGCCGAAAGAUAAUGAUUAUUUACCGAAGUGGAAGUGAAAAAUUACUUCUUACUAAUCUAACGCGAGGGCCGUAUUGGGCAAAAUUCCGACCAAGAAUAGACCAAUGAAAACACUCGAAUUUACUUAAAGACAACCUUAGACGCAUGGAUUGGUCUCUUCGGCUGCUCGGAGGUAAGUAGUGCUAAAUAAUCACCUCCGACCUAGCCAAUCAGCGCGCGCGAAAAGCGCUGUUCUUCUUCGAGUUUUAUCCUAAUUGAAAUACGUCCUAACCUGGAUGAGGCAUAAUUUAGCUGUAUCAUGGAAUGUAUUACAAUCUAAGAGCUAGAGAGAUCAAAUCGUGAUUAGAGGCCUUAUCUCGUAGCUGAUCCUACUCAAAGAAAUUUUAGCCCUAAGGUAUUUCUGGUCUCGCGGAAAUGACGUAUUAAGUUUCUUUGCUGCUUUGGUAAAGAACGAGUGGAUGGAUAGGAUAUAAAAACAUGCCUUCCUCGACUCCCCAGCUUUCAGUAGAAAGUUACCUUGAUUUCAUACCUUCCUCCUUAUACCUGACUGGAGGUCAAUUUUCUCCUCCAGGUUGUUUACUUUACUGCUACUUUUCCAUAUAUUGUACUUUUUAUCCUGAUGAUUCGCGGUGCCACUCUGGAUGGUUCGUUACAAGGAGUAAAAUUUUAUCUCAACCCGGAAAUCGGCAAGCUGAAGGAUCCACAGGUAUAACUUCAAUUUGGACUGUUUCCGUCAAUUUUCAAAUUAAAAGAUGGCUUGACGACUUUAUCAUUUGGCUUUUACUUGCUCGUCGUGUCUCACGAUUUGAAAAAUUAUGCACUUUGCGAAUUGUGUUUUAGGUUUGGGUUCGAGCUGCAUCGCAGAUCUUUUACUCCCUCGGAGUAGGAUUUGGAUCACUGAUCACGUUUGGAAGCUACAACAGAUUCAAUAACAACUGUGAAAGGUAAGACUGUCACAGUUGUGGGAGAUGUGAUUGAUGGUGGUUGUCUUUAAUGAGAAAGGGCUAAAAUGACAAAUGGAAAUUGCAUCCUACUUUGAGACUGCCCAGUACUUCUUUCAUGCAGUCACUCUACUCCGCAUAAAUCAGGUUUUUUUUUCAGUGGCAUGCAAACAUUCAGGCUCCACUAACGAUUGUUGGAGUCGAGCGUCUUCAGACAUACACUUAACAUUUCUAACCAGCAAAGGUAACUGUUUUUUGAGUAUGGAAUAGUGAAAAUAGCAGUUGAUGUCGUUCCUUCAUCACAUCCCUUAUAAAAGAUCAUUAUUUCUAACCAGCAAAUCAAGAGUUGCAUGUACUCCACGAUAAAAUGCGAAAGGGAAAUGAAGCCCUGAUUUUUCCUAUUUUUCUUCUAAUCCCACAGAAAGAUAGGAACUCUUACCUCAAUAACAACAACUACAAAUAUCUUCUCACGAAGCAAAUAUUCGACCUUUAUGGCAUACUUUUCAAAUAAAAAUGAUUUCCACUGAAGAAAUAGACCAUUGCCCACUCCCACUCGCUCGUCUACAAGCUCCUUAUAUACUCUUUUGUUAUUCACAGGGAUGCUAUCAUCGUGAGCGUAAUAAAUUGCGGUACAAGUUUCUUCGCGGGAUUUGUAGUGUUCAGUGUCUUAGGAUUCAUGGCUAAGACAUUGGAUGUUCCAGUGGGGGAAGUGGUUACAUCAGGUAAUCAGUCGUAUAUGCUACAUACGUCUAUGACUGGGGUGGAACUUCGAAUUCAUCCUUUCCAAAAGCACGUACAAUUUUUUUCCAAUUCUUCUGUAGUUGUAUGCGGGUAAGAUCAUUUAGCAUGAAUAAAAAAAUCUAAAAAGCAAAACAGCCAGAAUAAGCAUGUAGUUAAGUAUUCUCCAAUCAUCUUCGUUACCUCCCGACUUGAUAGGGGUGUUUUCAUGCAGGUAUAAAAAAAGGAUCAUCCAAUCUGAAAACUGUAUCCCAAUCAUUUCAUAACCAAAUUAUAGUGUGAUAUACAUAUAUUAGUGUUUUUAUUGAUAUAUAUGUAGUUACAAUUACUUAGUCUGAUAGAAGUACCUUUUACGAAUUUGUCACCAGGUCCCGGGCUUGCAUUUGUGGGUUAUCCAGAGGCCAUUUCACAAAUGCCUUUAAGCACAUUAUGGGCGAUCUUGUUCUUUUUCAUGUUGCUUACUCUUGGGUUGGACAGUCAGGUAAUGUAUUUGCAUGGUUGUUCAGUUGCUUGACAAAGAGAUGAGUUUGAUAAACAGAUACGUUUGAAAAGUAGUUACGUAUGUAGGUAGGUAGCUGAGUACCCACGUGAGUACGUGGUCAGUGCGUAGCUGGAUAAGUUGAUAGACGGGUUGUAGCCGGCAUAGGUAGGGAGGUAGGUGGGUACAGUGUGGAAAGGGGAGUGGUUAGGUAGGUGGUAGCUAGCUAGCUAGCUAGGAAGAUUAGUUGAUAAGCUUAAAGACAGAUCUACCGUAUUUACCUAGGGGGUUUUUAAGUUGGGUUCAACCUGCCUAAUCACUAAAUGUUACUAAGAGAAGUUGAUGAAUCAUCACGAGAAGCAAAUCCUCCUGAACUCAUUUUACUCUCUUGGCCCUACAGUUCGCUAUGGUAGAGUGUGUCGUAACAGGUCUUUCAGAUGAGUAUCCAAAAUACCUCAGAAAGUACAAGUGGCUAUUCCUCAUCGCCGUCUGCGUGUUAAUGUUCCUGCUCGCCAUACCCAUGUGUGCUGAGGUAGGAAUCGACUGUUUGCUAUUGUAUAGUUGUGUGAUCUACGCAUGCAAAUGCUGAAAUUCCAUAGUCAUAUACCUGUGUUUAAGGUAACACUUUUAGACGAUGAAGCAUCAUUGUAUCAUUGUACCCUGAGAAAUAUAUGUAACACCUUACGCGACUACAUACCAUUUCUACCAUUUGAAAAAAAAAAAUCAAGUGGUUAUUGCGUAUGACACAUCAGUGAUGUACACACCACGACAGUAGUAUAAACAUGGAAACCUGAGUAUUAUUGCCUUAUAGUCUCAUCCAUCUUUCCGUCCUGUUUACUGGUUCUUACCUGUCGCUUUGUUUGCCUUUUGUCUAUUUGUUUGUUUGUUUGUUUGUUUGUUUGUUUGUUUUGGCAGUUAAUUCAACCUUCAUCAACUAAAAUGUCUAUUUUUAGGGCGGCAUGUACUUGUUCAACCUAUUCGACGCUCAGUCAGGCGGCAUCUCACUUCUUUUCAUUGGAUUUUGCGAGGCAGCUGUUAUAGGCUGGGGAGUUGGUGAGUGUAGAUCACAGAAGUUACUAUUAACACUCCUGAGUGUUAUGCUGUAUGUUACGGACCAAGCAAUAGGAUAGUAAGAAUUGCGUUGGCAUUAACUUCACUCACGUUUUGAAAGGGAAGAUUGAAUCAGUGAAGGCAGGACACCAAAAGACUUUUUUAUCACAUCGCGGUGAUAGAGUGGUUUUUUUUUUUAAGUUUGCACUAAUAUUUUUUUAAAAUUGAUGAUUACGUCAUUGGCUCUCUUUGCAACAUAAGGUAUUUUAGGUGAAGAUUGGAACAAACUGCAACCACCGGUAGAGCACCUGUUUUCACUGAUUCCUUCUGAAAACUUAAUGGGCAAGGCAACUCUUCUGGUUGCUGUCUGUACACGUAGCAAUUUUUUUUAUCAUUUUGUUAUUAUCAUUUUAGGCACGCAGACACUCGGUGACAUGAUUGAAAAGAUGAUUGGCAAGCGUCCUAAUAUCUUCUUCCUGAUUUGCUGGAAAUACAUUUCGCCUCUUGCUACUCUGGUGCGGUAUUCUUAGUUUGUUUGUUUCUUCCUUCAUCAUAAAAUGAAACUAAGAAUAUGAUAAAAGGAACGAGAAGGGUGGUCUAUAGCUGCCAAAGAUAAUUUCGAUUUCCAUGGCAUGAAAGGACUACUUUCACUACCACUGAAAGGGGUGCCAGUCCUCACCUAACGUACCUCCAAAUCAUUCCGCCCGUCAACUCCACCACAAACAUCACCACCAGCACCACCUUUUUUCCUCCAUUUUUUUUUUUUUUUUUUUUUUCAUGUUCGAGAAUUUUGUCUAUGGUUUUGGUCAAUUUAUGAAUAGGAUAAACCGUGCUGUCGUGAGUUUAUCUUAGUGUUAUUUAUUAUUAUUAUUAUUAUUACUAUUGUUAUAAUUAUUCAGGUGAUUAUUCUGGCGAGUUUGAUUCAAUGGUCCGGCCUCUCUUACAACAACAAGCCUUACCCUGCAGGGGGUGAAUUCUUGGGGUGGUUACUCGCACUUGCCUCAAUGGUGAUGAUUCCAAUAUUUGCGAUCCUCCAGUACAUCUACAACUCCAGAGGAACAACUGUACUUGAAGUAAGUGUCGGAUACAACCUGCAAAUUUCGAGGUGCGCAUUCUUUGCUGGCUUUGAUGGGGUUCAUCCUCAGAGAAUAGAAUUAUCCAUAUUUAAUUAAUCUUGUCUCGUCGUUUAUACAAUAUCUUCAUUUUUCCUAUCUACGACUUUUAUAUGGAGGAUACUUGUUUGUUAUUUUGAUGUUGUUGUCACCGCUUUCCGAGCCAUUUCAAAGUUGAGCGUAGACUUUUGGACUCAUUUACAGAGACUGAAGUCGUUGCUUGUUCCAAAUGAACACGCAUUUAAAGAGGUUGAGGAGAAAGAGGGGAUCUCACAGAAGAAGUUGGUAAUUAAAUGAAACCUUCCAUCAGGUAUAGUUUCUGGUUAUUUCAACAACUAUGUUUUCUUUUUCUACCUCUCAAGAAGGCGGGGAAGGCCAAAAUAUCUAAGGUUUAGAAUCUCUCUAACUCGCCCUACCCUACCACCCUACCCCCUUCCCCACUCCAUAUCCCCACACAACCCCCCUCACCUCCUUUUCCACCUCCCUCCACUAAUUAGAACGUUUGGUUAACAAUAAAAAUUCGUUAAAAUCUAUGAUCUUCUUGAGAAUUUACGAGUAAUAAGAACCCGAUAAAAACGUCUUCGAACUUGAUCGAGUGACCAGCGAAACAGCUCACUCAGUUACCUCAAAUUUUUAAGGCUCCACUACCUCUCUUGUUCGCAAAAGACCAUAUCAGUUUGAAAACAAACUAGAAGAUAACAUCAAUCACUUAAAAAUGUGUCACAUUCAGGUACAUAAAGACUUUCCAGUUUCCCUUACUCAGAAGCAAGACCAUACAGCAAUUCAAAUUUUAAAAAAUCUCAUUUCAAUUUCCAAAAAGACAAGUAAUGAAGGCAUUAUAGAGAGGAUGUGUUGCAUUGGCCAGAUGUUCAGUUGUCUUUCUGCCUGUUUCUACCUUUGUUUAAAUUAUAUAUUAACUGUGCGUUUUUUUUGAGUUGGUUCUAAAAUGUUCCUUUUACGUUGGUUUUCAGCCCGCAUCCCCUAUCCUGCAUCAUCUGACGUAUUUGCAAAAUGCACCUUAUAAAAAAAUUUGGAAAAGCUAUUUUAGUCAGGUUAUCUUAGAAUUUAGUAGUACAAUUGCAUCAGGUUACCUUCUCUGUAAAUACUACCUCGCACUUAUAAAAGCUGCCAAAGCACUUAAAUAGUUUCAUGAAGGCUUAAUAUAUAAAUACGGUCGCAAUUCCAUUACAUGGUGUUGAUUAGGACAUUCGUGCAGGAAUAUAAUAUUAGAGAUUUUUUAAUAAUUUUAUUAAUUAAAAGAUAGGAUUUCAUUUUUGUUAGCAAUUCUGGAGUGCCCUGAAUUUCUCAUUUGAUUCAAAAUGAGUAAUUAAUCUUGCCUCUUGAGCUGUAUCGGUUCCUUUCCUCGAAAUAGAUGAAUAUCAUCAACUGAUACUCUCUCAAGGGUUUACAAUACGUUAAGCUUCCUUAAUUGCAUGACGAAUUUUUUUUGCCAUAAAAUGUAACUUACAGAAAUGAUAGUGUGAGAAUUAGAGCUUGAAACGAUUUAAACGGAUUAGGAAUGCUGUGCUUAACUUACUUUUUUCAAGAGGCCAAAAACUAAGAAGCACCUUAGGAAAUGUAUAGAUAACAGUAUGGAUAAUGUACCUACUGAUGUUAGGAUGUAAAGGGUUUAAAUCUAUUCUAGUAUUGACGUUUGGAACUGAUGUAGUUUUCUGUAUUUUCAUGAAUUUUAUAACUGGUGUGGGUGAUGUUAUUUGAUGGUUCGUUAAAUAAACCUUUGAAAAAAAUAAUUUUGCAUCUCUUGAACCACACUUUACCAAUCCAACAUCAAAAAGAUAGAUCUCACUGCGUGGGUGGGUGGAUUUAAGCGGUCAAGAUUGAGACUCGAUAACUUAAGAGAACUUCCACAGGCUCAAUAUAUGUUUGGACUGACAUGUUGUUUUAUAACCCAAAUCACAGUCUGUCUCGCUCCGGAAACCCCGACUGUUCUUUCAUCGCCGCCGAGAAUAAAAAUUUCGAGCUUCAAGCUCGUCUCUCUUAAUUCCGUUCAUCAUGACAAGCUAUCAUCCAAACGAGUCUCCGGCGUAGCCGUCUUUUGAUCAUGUCACGCAAAGCUUUAGAACGCGGUAUGUAACGUGUCCGAAACUGAAAACAGCUUAAGCGUCCUGAUCAAUCGUCAUUACUGUCCUUCCUCUCACCAUCAGAAAGCUCUUAUCGAGCGACCGCGCAGCGACAGUUUUUCGACAGCAGAAAUGGUCAGUAAACAUCAAAGAAUAAACAAAAUAAAUAAUCUUUGGAGAAAUUUAUGAUAAUCAAACAUGCACGAUAAGAAUAAGGUAAGAAAAUAAUAAGAAAUAAGAAAAUAAAAAAAGAUGCCGGACUAGUCCAUUCUCAGUGAUCAACGUAAGCAGCAUUUUCAUUUAAAAGUGGGAGUCAGUGCCAUCGUAAACAGCAAACGGUCAGCCCAAGGAGGGUAAUCAGUCUUCAACCAGCAUGUCUGUGGACAAUAACGAGAGCAUCGAGGCAGAUUUCAUUCUCUCCUCUUUGAGGUACUCCCUCUGCCGCGGGCCAGAAUAUCAUGGAUAAGAGCAUAAGGAAUAGUAAUGUCGUACACAAACGCGGACCUGUUGAUUUUACUACAGUGAGCCCACUUGAGGAAGAUAAAAGUAAGCGUAAUAUCAGGUGCAUUUCGUGAUUUUUAUGAGCGCGAGGGAUGUUUUGAAAGUCUCCUGGAAUUGCACAAGCCUUAGGCGAGUGUAAUUUCACAUAAAAACACGAAUAAUUCUUGUAUUUGUUGCAUUACAUUUUUCACAAUUUGUAUUCUUACGCGAUCUUGUACGUCCUCGGCGCACAUAACUUCAACACUUUCACAAGUUUGAAAAAGUCGCGAUUUUUUUUUGGAUACUUUUUGUUGUGUUGAUUUUUUGUUUGUUUGUUUGUUUGUUUAUUUCCAGAGAGAAAGUUUCGAGAGGGUGCAAUAUAAAAAUUCCCUAUUUCAAAGGCAUUGACCAAUCAAAUGCGAAAUAUUCUGUCUUGUAUGUAAUAAGCGACACGAUAGAACAUUUCCGUCGACUGCCUUUUAAAAGUUUACAACAAACGAACUGCUGUGCAUAACGUUAUUGUAGAAUCAGAAAAGAGAGGCUUUAAGCAAAAUCAAUUUCAGGUACCAAAUGUGCGAUUUGUCAAUGACUACUUGGCGUAGCGGGUUGAGUCUCUCUUGCCUCAUAUUCAUUUUGCUCGCACGUUACAGUACGUAGAGGAUUGAAACAGGGAUUGAUUUAUAAUCGUAAUGGGACUAGUGGGAGUCCAAUUCGGUCUGUAAUUAUACAAGUGAUUAACAAAAUUGGACGACUGCGAAGUGGGAGUUCGAUUUGUCAAUUACCAGUAUGAUUACAGACAAAACUGGACGACACAAAUUCCUGUAACCAACUAAUCAUAACCAUUACAAUUUCCGAAAAUAAAAAUACAUGUAGAACAAAUACCUCCAGUGGAGACAAACUUGAAAAUUAAAAAUUCCUCCAUUUCGGAAAUUUCCCAGUUUUUCUUAGGAUAGGGGGUUGUUGCUAUGUUUAUUGUGAUCGAUUCUGUUAUUGGUGUAUUUAACUGAGUGGACUAAGUACGAUUGGCUGCUUCACUGUGUUCGAUUACAAGUGUCGGAAUGCAGCCAACUGUCCGAUCACCACUGUCCGAUUACAACUUUACAAAAGUGAAAAAGAUAGCAGUUACCGCACAAACCAAAUCUGAGGAAAUUGUCAUGGUUAUGAUUAAUAGCUUAAUUCACGCGAAAUAUGACAAAACAGCCCACCAAAGAGAACAUCAGUUAACCCUCCACACCAAUCCACGCUCACAAUAGUAUUGAUGGGGGAAGGGAUGGUUGAGCUCUUUCUCAGAGUAUUCCGAUGUAUUUCCAUUUUUUUGAAAACAUUCACGAUCGAUAGUCAUGUCGUUUUGCAAUGACGAGUUGAGAUAAACAUUAUGGGUUAUUAAGCAAUGCUUAUCAAAUUCGAGCGUCUGGGGUCUUCUGAGGGCAUUUGACGCUAUUGUACAGGGCGAAGUAUGUUUUAACAAAAUCAGUAUUAGGUUUCUAAAAUAGAUUUUUUCUUUGGCUCCUCUUCUCUUUAGCAGUUGUAAAAUGUUCGUAAAGACUACUUUAAAGAUUUUACAUUGACCGCCCACCUAUAAAUCAGACCCUCAAAGCUGAAUGGAAUAAAAUUAUCGAGUGAAAGAAUGAUUACAAAGUGAUUUUCGGCUAUUUAUAAUUUUUGUCAUUGCAGUAUAAUGAACUGACUUAUUGAAAAUUUGUGGUAAGUCACGUAAUUAUAAAUGAAACUUUCUCUGGCUCUUAUUUUGCAAAGUUGAUGCUUAUGCUGACAAUCAAUUUGAGACUCAAAAAAUAAGACUCAAAAAUAUGUGAAAUAAAAAAUUACUAAAUAUUCUUUUCAGUAUUACAGGAAAUUUGAUCAAUCUUUGAUGUUAUGGAGAUUAUUGUUCAAUCUAUGCUAAAGUUUGAUUGAAAAAGUCUGCCUUCAUCUUUUAAACCCUCAAGACAGACAAGACUCAGAAAUCAAGGAAGUUGUGGUACCGAUAGCUAAUGGCUGAAUAGUAAUUAGCUUCGCAACGCGUCUUGCGUUCAACAUGAAUACAUUUCUCGGUAAUCAGUAUCUAAGGUAUCUAAGUUGAACAUAUUCGCUCUAGAAGAACAUUUUCAAAAGAAGCUCUAAAUAAGUUUUAUAGGGUCAGGUUUACUCAAAACGGAAAUGCCACAAGAUAUCUCGGUCAAGCUUAUCUCUUGUAAUAGCUUCAAUUAAAAAUAGAAAAAUAUACUUUGGUCCUAAAGAUUGCACGUGUAAUUCGAGAAUCAUCUCAGACGGCUGAGGGGAAGACAGUCCAAUAUCAGUUUUUUCCCCUGAAGCUUUUCGUCAUCUAUCUACCUUUAAAAUGUGGCAUGCUUUGGAACUAUGUUAGAUCUAGAUAAUAAAAGCCUAAGUAGCAAUGCAAAUCACUUGGAUAGACAAUCCGUAUCACGGAAAAGCGAACCGAAACGUUGAGAAGGUUUAAAGCCCCCGCAGUCAAUCGAUUACGUCACUUUCAAAGUCAACAACAUUUAUGAAGAAAGAGAAUUCACUCAGUCAGCGGUCUGUACCGAAGAUGAAAAAAAAACCUGCAGGAUGUAUUUUGAUGUGUGAAGGGAUUGAAGGAUGUUACGAAGAAAGGUUUGUCAAAUUAAAACAGAAGCUAAGCAUGCAUCGAUAUUUUCGUGACCCAGAUCCCAACCGCAUCCCAAAAUAAGUCAUCGGGAGUAAAUUUUAGGAACUGAAAAUUAACUGUGGGCUGCAGUUGGCCGGUGGGGUUUCCGUUAAAAUCUAACCUGGGAACAUUCUCGGGGUGCGUUUUGACUCAGCUAAGGCAAGUCAGAUCCAAAAUUCACUGACCCAGCAAUAAAUCAUGCUGAACAGACCGGAUUUCUAGGUUGGGCAGAAGCCGGUAACGGCACAAACUGCUAGAAGCCGAUAAUGGCCCAAACUGCUUACGUGAACUUGAAUCACUGAGAAUUAUACAAACGUGGGAUAAAAAAGAAUUCGGAAAUGAAACUUGUGAGAUAAUUUAAUUUUAUAAAAACUUCCCUCGCUGUCGAAAACAUCCAACUUGGCAAUGUGUCUAUUGAAAGACGAGACCUCGAGGUCUAUUCAAUUAAUGCAGGGGGUUUAAUUUUCAGAUCCAGUGACAGUAAUUAGCUCAAUAGGAUGUUGCUGUUAACAUAAGUUUAGGAAGAAUACGCAUUUAGAAUAUGAAAAACAUUCGUCAGAAGUUGGAAAUGUUUAUUUUCGUCUUUUCCUUCCUUGGAAGCUAAUUUUCUCUGAGUUCCUGUUAUUUUCAGCAAUUCCAUUAGAUGGAAGUCAUUGUUUUCAUUCUCAGUCAGUUAUACCUACGUGACUCAUUGCUCUGAAUCAUUACUGAUUCUAAAAUGCGUAAAAAUCAACUAGCGACGAUUUCAUAGAAAAUUCUGCGAUCUAAAACUCACAGCACUCUUGAAACAAUUAUAUCAUAAUCCACUCAUCAACACUCAGUAUGAAAUCAGUUGAAAACAUCAGUUCAAUGUUGGCAUCAAGUCUUGGGUCAAAUCAUCCGAUUAAAAGGUCACAAAGGGGGGGGACAGGAACAAGCAGUGAAUUUUUCAAUUAAAAAAUGGGUACGUACGUGUUUGUGCGAAACCAAGUCACAGAUAUCACACUACUUAAAAGCAUGCAUUGGCUGAAGCUAGCCAGUUUAUUCUUCUUGAGCAUCAACACACAUCAGGUGUCAGUGCAGUUAUGGCGAGCAAACACGACUCCGAACUUCUGAGUCCCUUGAACUCUUCAAGUGAAGAAACCAGGCCUGGUGCGGCUGUUGAAGAAGAAGAUGGAAAGCGAGAGCAGUGGACAAGAAAACUUGAUUUUCUCUUAUCGUGCAUCGGUUAUGCUGUGGGACUCGGCAACUUGUGGCGUUUUCCGUAUCUUUGCUACAUCAAUGGAGGAGGUGAGAUAUCAUUUGAUAAAAUACGUCUAUAUUUAUAUCGUUGUUUUAACCUUCUCGCUUUCAAUAGGUAUAAAGAAAAACUGGAGUAAUCAGCAUGGCUGUAAAUUUUCCUCGCAAAGUAUUGAUUUGCUCCGCCUUGUGUUUCGAUUUUCUUUUUCAAAAUCGCCAAAACACAUCGUCAUGACUGCUCUGCUAAACUACUACCUAAUGGAAAGGAAAAAAUUGUACCUAAUCCAGAAAAAUAAACAUUACAGAGGUCAACGUAUAAAAAUAGAUAGUAAAUUUUGAGCUAAUCUUUCCAUUGAAGAAAGAUGUUGAACGAUUUUUUUUCACAACUGUGGGACAAGAAAAUAAGUUCACUACAAGCUCAGGAAGAUUCGAACCUCUAAAUUUAGAAUUUUACGGUUGAAUCCUCUUCCGAAUGUUGAACGGCUGUGGUGAUUGUCUAGUCGUACUAAUAGGAUGAGAAAUUUGGAAAGCCUCGUGUUUAUAAAUAUAUUAAGAAAGAUGGUAAAUUUAGAGCCCGGUCCUCGGGCGAAGAAAUCUCUUUAUAUUUGAUACAAGCGUGAGAAGAAGACAUUUUAGAGCACUUAUCUUUAAUUAGUAAAGUACUUCUCGUAAAAAAUAGAUUAUUUGUUGAUAGAUUUAAAACAACAACAAGCGAACACACAACCCCAAAGAUCUCGUGUUGCUAACGGCUUCACUUAAGGUUGGCUAGAGUACUAAACUAAAUCGUUUUCGUUCAGUAUGGUAAAUUUGAUUGCCUAAUACAGUUUAUAACGAUCAUGUAGUAAUGAUUCCGCAUUCGCGACAACCGGUUACAACUUUAAAAUGUGAUUUCCAUCUUACAAACGCGACAUAUACGACAGUGCCGCGGAUAGACGCGUCCUUGAAAUGGAAAAUUACUGAAUUCGACGAUAGAUUCAGAAGCUGAAAUAACCUUUGGGUCGACAAAGUCGUUAAACGUGUUGAUGCAAGACUAAGACUUUGUUUGGCAUUCCUGAGAUUCAAGCUUUUUAGCGAUGAGUUUGCCUAUUCAAAAGAUUGUUAUAUAACAGUGAACCGGCCCUAGGUGUCUACUCUCGUCCGGAGCUUAGGCAACCUCCGGCUUUAAAGGGGGUAUCAAUCGAAUUAUUUCAUCGUCAUGGACUUUCUUUCAAGUGCUACUUUAAUUUCCGUAAUGUGUGCGAAAUUGUUGUUAGUAUUUUGCAUUUGUUUGUCGCUCAACCUGUUGCUUUCAGCUGCGGAUAAAAUAAAGAGGUUUCAUUUGAAAAAGCUACGAAUAAACAGCACAACAGGCUCCUGAAACAGAAAGGUUCUCAGUCUUAAACUGAAAAACUCACGGAUACUUGUAUCUACAUGUUUUAAGGCUUUAUUGACCCCGAGAACAUUUUCCGAAAACUCCUCGAAGUAAGUAAUUUUCCAUCACAAGGAGACAAGGACAGGACAGGCCUAACCGUGUUUACAUGUCAACAACUAGACAGUCACUAUUUCUGCUCGAAGAAAAUAAAGAGGUGCCUGCAUGGACAUAUACAAGAACUUACAAACAACUUACCCGAGUCAGUCCUUACUGAGGGUCAGGGUCCUAAAAAACGUCAACUGGUAAUAAAUCUAGAAUUAAACGAGAUAAAUUUGAAAUUUAUGAAGCCGAACUGGAAAGAAACUGGACAUGUGAGUUCACGAAUAAAGUCUGCUUUGAUUGAAUACUUUUCCAUGAUGAGAAACCAAUCAUUCUUUAGUUUGUUCCGAUUUGCCCUUACUUCCCAACAGCACAAUAGCUUUCAUUGUCAAUGUCUCCAGAUGAGGUUUGAGUCUUAGACUUAAUAUUUAAAAAGCAUAAAGGUUAUUUCUUCCGAUGCUGAAGCAUGCUAAUGCCAGGUACAUAUUUGUUUUCAUAUCUGUGUUAAUUCUGUCAACUCAAAGUAUUUUAACCUCAGCACGGAGUCAUCAUCAAAACCACUGAUUGUUAAAUUUUUUUUCAACACAAAUGUAAUGGGAGACACUGAAGGCUAAGAAAACUCAGCAGAUAAGCACACAUAUUAUCAAUAUUUGUUAACUUCACAGCCUCCUUCCUGAUCCCUUACUUGAUUUGCUUGGUGUUCUGUGGAAUUCCUAUCUUCUACUUGGAAGUUGCUCUUGGUCAGUACGUUGGAAAAGGAAUCGUCAAAUCAUGGGCGGCAAUUUGUCCUUUGUUUGGAGGCAUGUACUGCAGUUCAUUAUUUAUAUUGUCAAGCAUUAACCCUUUAACUCCUAAGAGUGACUGGCAUUUAAUAUCUCCUUACAGUAUCACCCUUGAAUCAAAUGUAAAGGUCACAAGAAUAACGGAACUUAUCAUUAAUUUAGGAAGCUCCUGAUUGUCAAACAAAUUCUCCUCCUCGAUUCCAGGGGAAAUGUAAGGAGGAAAGAAUGGAGAAUAUAAAUACCAAUGUUAGGGUGUAAAAAAAACCUUCUAAGAGCAAUUUGAAGGUGUUUUAGGACCUUAUCAAAGUGCAUACCAUUAACUUGAGAUAGGAUUAAAAAAGGAGUCUCACUCACAAAAGUGGUAGGGACCUUCAAACCACGAGAAGGGUGGAGAUAAUAAAACUAUUUUGGCCAAUUUCGUCAGUCUCACUGACAACACAGAAGCACAGCACAAUACAGCACAGAAGAGUUGUUACCUUGAUGGACAAUGGCUCCAAUUACCCAAUAUAAAACUAGUUGUUAAAACAGUAUUUUGUGUAAUUGCAGGGCUUGGGUAUGCUAUGUUAGUGAUCACCUUCCUAAUCAGCGUUUAUUACAAUGUCAUCAUCGCUUGGACUCUGUAUUAUUUGGUUGCGACUUUCCGAAAGACUCUGCCUUGGGGUGAAUGUGGAAAUGAUUGGAAUUCUAACUACUGCAAGUAAGUUACUACUAUAAUCAAAAAUCAAGACGAUUAGUAUCAUUGCUAUAGGAGAGUGUAUAAACACAUGUGAUAAGAAGGAUGUAAACAUCUAACAGCAUGAUACAUACAGAGUGACUGAAAAUAACUCUCUGUCUAGUACACCCUUAGAUUACAUCAUUUAAGGCUGCAGCUACAGGCAUGAAAUAGCGCUAUAUCUAACUGACUUAGCGUCUCUGUUGCCUUCAGUGGGCUUUAAAACUUUGCGUAUAUUUCAUUCUGAUGUUUAUUAAUUCAUUCUUUUUGCUUUAUCUUUUUCUUUUUAAGGAAAGACCGAGUAAUGGAUGCAAGAGUGAACUGCACAGCCAUUGGUCUUCCUGUCAACUGUACUGGAAGUUACAUUUCUCCCGAGGAAGAAUACUUCAAGUAAGAAAUAUGUCCACUGCGCAAUUAAAUUCAUUGACUCUAAGUACGCGAACAAUGAGUUUUCAAACAGCUUUGAAGAAAGCUUGUAUAACCAUUUUCACUCGAAAAACGUGGCAAAGGAGAAAAAUACAGGAAAUGGGGAGAGAGGCGGAGUGGGGCAAAGUUCCUUUCAUCUCUAUCUUUGUCGGGGUUUAGAAAAAUAAUCAUUGCUAACAAAAUGAAAAUAAGUCAUUUCCCCAAACGCCAGUAAGUCACGACUUUAGGACCACUUACCGGAAAAUCCAUAUACUUAUGUUAUGUUAUUAUUCAUCAAUACAGGAUAGGGGGAUUUCGCCUUCUAUGUUGGAGGAAAGUGAUUUAAACUUUUAAUUCAAGUUGUGACCGUCUUUAUUGUUUUAGUAAUCACGUCCUCAAGUUGUCUGAUGGAAUUGAUCAGCCAGGAGAAGUACGUGGAGAGCUGGCUGCCGCGUUACUUGUAGGUUGGAUCGCUGUUUACUUCUGUGUGUGGAAAGGGGUGAAAUCAGUUGGAAAGGUAUUUCUCUUUAUAAUUUUAACCACUGUCAUUCUCAUGAUAAUAAUAAUAAUUUACGUGGAGACCCCGGCUCUAAGAAUAAUAUAUUCAAAGUUCUAAGUGUUGCUAUAAUGAUAUCAAAAUCAGUUAUCGUGGAAUCUACUUGAUAGUAUAAUCUUUUUCAAAAUGGCGUCUGAUGAUGAAAAUCCUUAUUUACGUAAAAUCUACCCGGGAAAUUCGCACCAGUAACCAAAUGAUCCGAAUGAGCAUUUUUUACUUGGUUAUCUUGCAAAGUGUCAUUCAACUAAGCUUUGUUUCAUGUAAGAGAUGAUAUGGUUGAGGUGAAUUAUUUACUUCAACCAUGAAGUGGUCUGCCAAUGAAUAAUUGUUGUCAUUUCUGAGUCGAUAUUCGCUGCAUUAACCUGGAUCAUCCAAUUUGGAUUAUGAUCUUGCUAUGGGGGUUAUUUAUACUCAUGCAAAACUUUUUUAACUUUGGUCACCAGUUUUAAGGUGGUUUAUUCUCAAAAGCAUAACGAAAGAACAGUUGUAACUACACUGAACACUUGUUGAUGUUCCUGAUACCGGAAUUAACCCUUCACUCUAACAAAGAGCCAACACUCAAAAGGCCAGCCUUUGACACUCUUUACAGUGGCCAAUUUACAUUAUCAACUCAGCUGAUAAAUAAAAUCAUCUUGAUACAUCCCCAGUCGACAGAGCACCAUAGUUCUUUAGAAGUUUACCCUCUUUGUUCCUGAUACAGGUUGUGUACUUCACUGCGUUGUUUCCCUACUUGGUUUUGUUCAUCCUUCUUGUGCGAGGUGCUACUUUGGAGGGAGCUGGCGAUGGAGUCUUGUUCUAUUUGAAGCCUGAGUUCUCCAGACUCUCGGAUCCAAAGGUGAGAAUUUGUGGUCCUUGUCUGGAGUUAUGAGGUUCCAGUUUACUAAGUAGAUAGGCAUUGCCUCAUCUUAUGCUCUGCUGUUCUCCGGGAAAAAAUAUGGAGUUUUCGAGCCGACAAAGACCACAACGGUAACGCCAGCCACGACUAAAAACUAUUACAUUAUAUAUACACCAAGAGAUCGCUCUUGAUAUGUACGUAUGUUGCAUGUUUAGUGAAGGACAGGUUUGACAUGUUAACAAAAUUCCGCAAAAUUAUCCAAGCGUAAGAUGCCCUAAGGAAGUGUUGUUCAGCCAUUGUUUUGGACCAUGCCUUUGCUAAUACUUGACUAGUUUCUUUUAUUGUAUUGAGUAGUCGCCAAAAACGUAUUACGUGUUAUAUGAACCGUCUAUUAACAGCGCCAAUGCCUUAGAAGAAUAUCACAUCUGUUGUAAUUUCCACAGGUGUGGGUGCAAGCCGCCGGUCAGAUAUUUUAUUCACUCAGCAUUGGCAUGGGAGGACUUCUCACCUACAGCAGUUUUAACAAGUUCAACAACAAUUGUGAAAGGUAAUAAAGACGUAGCCCUAAAAGCGAAAAUGAUUUCUAACCAUAAGACUUACUCUGACCUCCAUAUACAAAAGACAAGAAUAGGGAAAAAAACUAGGCCAGGAUCUCUCUUCCUUCCCUGUAUAUGGAGCAAAGUAUUCCAAAAUUUAAUUCAAUUUUCAUAUUUAAUUCUUGGAGACCUAGAGCCUUACUCCUUUCGUGACCAAGAGCCCUGGAGGCCCUAAAUUCCUCCAAGAUUCUAAUUUCAUCCCCAUGUAAGAUUCAAUCUCUAACUGAAUUAUCAUCAAUUACGAGUAAGAGCAAGACACUUCUGUCUGGUUGCUCCUGCUUUUAACUAAUUUUUAAAAUAGUAUCAAAUUCAAUUUUCAGGGACAGCGUAGUGGUAUCACUUAUCAACUGCUUCACCAGCUUUUUCGCGGGCUUUACCGUUUUCACUAUGAUGGGGUUCAUGGCACACUUACUGAAAACUGAAGUUGGAAAUGCAGUUAAAGGAGGUAAUAGCCUUAAACUGCAGUAUUUAUCAAGUCAACCUGUUAUCUUAGCUUGUCUUUGAAAGAAAGCGAUAAAAUCAAGUUUGUUUCUUUCCCAACAUUUAGGGCGCCAAUGGACUGGAAACUCCUUCUAAAACAAAUGUAUUUAAUUCUCACCUGGAGAUUUUUCCAUGCCUACAACUUUACACUACUUUGUGUCCCUUAUCUACCGAGAGACAUUUCAUUUGUUAAUAUGUAAGAAACUGUAAAUGAUAUUCAGUUAUACAAGUUCAGGUGUGGUUUAAGUGAGUUUCUGAUAAAGGCAAUGACAAUAAUGGUUUCUAUCCCCUGCCUUUAGCCCCAUGGUUCUAUUAUUUCAAUGAGUAGCUGAGCUGUGCAAGCACAGGGUUGCAUCCCCCUGUAGAUUGUAUACUUUAGAGAAAGCCUACCUGCAACCUCCUGUCUACUGGCACUCUACACCUUUAAGUGAAAAGCGAGUAAAGUUUCAAUAUCAUGUGAAAUCUCUAUCCCUUCUAUUCGAAAUGUGCUAAGUAUAUAUAAAAAAAAUAUUUGUUUUAUAUUCAGGACCAGGUCUGGUGUUUAUGGCGUUUCCUGAAGGAAUCAAACAGCUUCCAGUAUCUCAACUCUGGGCAUUUCUCUUUUUCUUUAUGUUGUUUAAUCUUGGACUUGACAGCCAGGUUAGUAUGUAAAACCGAUUUGAUCUAACUCUUCCCUAGCGCAGAUCAUUAGAUUUCGCCUUCAUAUUAUUUAGAUUAAACUGAUCAUAGAGUCUCCUUGAAAGGGUAUGACGAAUGACAUGAAUUUUUCAUUUUUCGCCUAACUAACGUCAUCCCUUCCCUUUAAAUAACUCUGGGCUAAAUAAUAUUAUUUAUCAAUCCUUCAAUCCCCCAGAUCUAGCUGGUAACUCUCCCUUUCUGGGUUGAUUAUGUCUUUGUAUUAAUUUGGUGCCACAUCUCGUUAGUACCCCUUUGCUGAUAAGUUUUUUCUUUCUCAUCAUUUUUUCUCUGGAUUUCACCCAGAGUAGUUACGUGUUUAUUACUUCUGGGAGUUAAAAAGAGAGGGCAGAGCGAACGGAGAAGUUAGGUGAUGCGCUAGAACAAAUAUAAGUGGAACUUGUGAGCAGGAAGUUCUGUCAAAUUGAGGGCAUUUCGAUUGACUCUCCUAAAACUAAAACCAAAGUAAUCACAAAAGCUCAUCAGAACGAAGAAAAAUAUCACAAGGAGUUAUGAAAACUCAAAGUCGAAAAAAAGCCAAAAAGCUAAAGCGCGGUAAAGCGCGAGCACCAAAGUCGCUGUUGGUUUCAGUUUUGAAUCUGAAUGUUUGAGGAAGUGUGCCAGUUUCUGGAUCAAUGAAAACCAAGGUAAAUCCUUAUCACUUUCGACGCUCUGUCGAUAAUAACUUUUAUAGCUUAUAAUUAAUUGUCCGCAAACUGGGUGGAAGAAUUUUGAGAUAAGUGUCGAUGACUUAUCAGUGAUACAUGUAUUUCAUUCCUUUUGAAGUUUGUUGGCGUAGAAACUUGUACCACGGUUAUUCUGGACUGGUCACCACGCAUGCGUAAAUACAAGUCUUUCAUUUCCCUUGGCUUCUGUAUCAUCUGUUACAUCCUUGGACUUGCACACGUUACGCAGGUAAUCCUAACUAAAAAAUUGCUAUUUAGCUAAUUUAUUAUAGCCAUGAGCCUUUAUAGGCAAAUCACCGAAUUAACGUGGAAGUUGAUCUGAUUAACCGUUCCUGACCAUAAACAGGUACAUACAAUGGAAAAACACCAGAAACUUUGAAUAAAUUUCAAACCUAUAGAAGAUACCGAGACACUCACUUCCAUUUGCUCCAAAUUUUUUUUUUUUUAGAUACUUAAUAUUUCAUUUGCGGCGAAAACUCAAUGUAGGCAUUUGUUAUUAGCCUUUUUUCCAACCUGCCUCUUCAUAGAAAGUGAUGACACUUAAUAACUUUCUCUGAGAAACAUAAAAUACUUUUUUCUUUCGUUUUAAUCGAUUACUGCCGUAUAUUCAUCAAUCCUUUUAUUUUUUAUCUUCUUGAAGGGUGGACUGUACGUGUUCGAGAUGUUUGACAUUCAGAGCGGAGGAAUCUCAUUGGUUCUUAUUGCGCUUCUUGAAACUGUCGCUAUUGGAUGGGUGUAUGGUGAGGAAAACAAACUUUACAACCUGCUCGAUUACUUUAAAAGCUGAUUGGUUCAGCUGAAAAUGGGGUUAGGUUUGUCUUCCAGAGACAACUGUUUGAGAUGUAGGCUGCUUCUACUGUUUAAAAUGGACCACAUUCUGUAACUAUAAUUGUGCAUUCAGAUAGGAAAAGUUAGAGGCCAGUUCUUCAUUUACUUGUUUUCAUUAUUUUGUAACAGGCACAGAAAAAUUCUGCAAAAACAUCGAAAGCAUGGUGGGGCAUCGACCAAACAUCUAUUUCAGGUGGUGCUGGAAGUUUAUCUCACCUGUCAUUAUUCUGGUAAGGGAACGUUUCAUAACCGCUGGCAAAAUAUCUAAGCUAUUUCCGCCCGUGAUACAUAACUUCUCCAAGGGAAUUUUAUUAACCAGAAAUUUCGAAAUAAAGAAAGAAAAUAUGCCACUAUCACAGGUAUAAUGCAAGCUUUUAAAGAAACUGACGCAUCUGAAGGGUAAAGUGAAGGGUUGUUUUUCAGAAGACCAUCGUAAGUGUGGUAUGUGAAAAAUAAUGCCAGUUUCCCUGAGAGCCCUUUAGUUGAAAGACAUAACUAAUGUACUUCGGAUGUGAUAGGUCAGUUUCAUACCACACUCUAUAAGAUAAUGUGGAUCUCAACUCAGUGUUUAACCUAAAGCACUCAGUAUGUUACACUUCUUCCCUGCCAUCAGGUCAUAUUUGUCUGGCAGUGCGUGGAAUGGUCUGGACUGUCACUUGGUGACUACAAAUAUCCCGUCUGGUCCGAAUUUGUUGGGUGGGGACUUUGUCUCUCUUCUAUUCUUUGUGUUCCCGGUUACGCCUUAUACAGGCUACUGACUGAUGACAAAUCUCUCCCACUCAAAGAGGUAAGAAGAUCCUCUAACCAAUUUUAAUCAAUGCUGUUAUCAGAACGCUGUAAACCUUUUUCAGUGAACAUUAUCAAAACAGCGUUUUGCACAAGCAAAACCUCCAAUAAACAGUGCUGAUACUCUUAAUUUUGACAACUGGAGUAAAGCGACCUCAUGUGAACAACAGCAAAGAAAGUGUACAGUUAACUGCACCACCUCGCAUCUCAUGCAAUAUCAGCUGAAAACAGUAUAGAACGAAAUAGCGCAACCCAUGUUUUCUAUUCUCUGUCGGAAAAAAAAAAACAAAUUCCCGUCUCAUUUCAAUGUGAUCCACAGAGCCGCCUUUUUUUAUGCUGGUGAAGGGGAUCAAUUAUACUUCCAUUUAUAUUUCAAAUAAAUGCUUCUUCCUUAGUGGUUGGAGAGUGUCCACUGAACAGGAGUCUGCCUCUUGCUUUACAAAGUACAAUUUUGAUGAAGUUAAAAGAGGGUUAGCUCGAUAGUAAUCUGGUAAUAGUAAUUUACUGAUAUUCUUUUAGAAAAAUUAUCAGUGCUUUUCGAUCAUCAAACUUGCCGAUCAAUUUUCUUGUGUGUUUUUUUAGAGAUUUUUGAACUUGCUAAAGCCUGAUGAAGCAACUAUGCGGAGGAUUGAACAACAAAAUGGGAUUCCCUCCAAAACCGAAUUUGCGCUGGUA
Messenger RNA from Pocillopora meandrina, 26689 nucleotides. NCBI's taxonomy places the organism in Eukaryota, Metazoa, Cnidaria, Anthozoa, Scleractinia, Pocilloporidae. The record is from the annotation of a GenBank genome assembly.